Molecule: messenger RNA, 2250 nt
Organism: Aplysia californica (California sea hare)
Lineage: Eukaryota; Metazoa; Mollusca; Gastropoda; Aplysiida; Aplysiidae
Product: arginine--tRNA ligase, cytoplasmic
Biological process (GO): arginyl-tRNA aminoacylation
Cellular component (GO): cytoplasm
Molecular function (GO): arginine-tRNA ligase activity; ATP binding
Source: RefSeq, a predicted model, not a curated record
AGGAGCUGGAGAAAGUGAAGGAGUCGGUGGCCUAUGGAUGUAUCAAGUACGCCGACCUGUCCCACAACCGCACCCACGACUACAUCUUCUCCUACGACAAGAUGUUGGACGACAGGGGAAACACAGCCGCCUAUCUGCUGUAUGCCAAUACUCGAAUCAGGUCUGUGAUCGUGCGUGCGCUGGACGACCUGUUCCUCCACUCUGUGUGUGACUACCUGUACGAGCUCACCACCACCUUCACAGAGUUCUACGACAAAUGCUACUGUAUUGAGAAGGACAAGACCACAGGUGCCAUCCUCAAGGUCAACAUGAGCCGCCUCCUACUGUGCGAGGCAACCGCUUUGGUCAUCGCUAAAUGCUUCCACAUCCUGGGCAUCAAGGCUCUGGACCGCAUGUAGACAUAGAAGAACGGUAGCCACCGAGAACCGAGAGAUGUUUUGAGCUGUAUCGGCUCAUACUGCUACCCCCUGCUUGCCAUGUCGUCUAUGAAUAUGCUUGCGUCAUCGUUCAAUAUUUCGUCGCCUUCAUUCACUAUUGUAGUAUGUCAAAGUUUCAUAGAAUUGAAAAUCAAGUAUGUUGUAGAAUUUCAUGACAGACAUCGGUUGGUCCUAGUUUUAUUCCUCUUCUUAAAAUAGUAACAGAUUUAAUUGAAUUAAAUAUUUUGUAUUAAGAAAAUAUCCUGCCUGAAAUUAAAUACAUAAUUUGUGUUUGGCAAUCCCCAGCAUGUUGGAGAUAUCAGAGAUCGAAUGUACGAGGGUUUUUUGCUUCUUCUGAAAACAUCUUAUUUUGAUUUUGACAUACAGCAAUGACGAAUGCCAGCGAUGAUUUGAAUGUCAUUGAGGCAGACUUUUCCUCACUUUUGGAUACUUUCAGAACAGGCAUAGUUCAUCACCCGUCACCCAGUUUGCUUUCUAAAUUCAGUGACUCUGCCACAUAUUUUGCUUUUGAUCAACUUUUCUCUUUCUUUCUUCUUUUAUUUUAAACAGCAGUCAGAAUUUAGACUUGUCGCUUUUACUUUUACUUUGUGAGUGACAGUAGUAGGUAGACAGCCUAUUAUUAUUAUUAGUCUGCUUAGCAAUUCCAUUUGCUAUACUUUGUUCACAUAUAUAAAUGACACCUUUUCUGCCAUUUUGAUACAUGUACUCAGAAUUUGGACAUGCCACUUUUAGAUGUAGAAUGGUUUGGAGUUAGUUUAGGACUUUUAAUCUGCUUUUUUAUUCUAUUCGUUAUAUUUUAAUGGUUGAUUAACAACACAUUUUGUGUCAUUUUUUUUGUACAGAAAAUGGUCAUGACCAUUGCCAGAAUAACAGCAGUACAAUGUAGUUAGUUUUCUUGUUAAGUGAUUCCAUUUGUUAUGUUUUAUUUUCUGGUUGCCGAGACAUUUUCUGCACUUAAAUGAUUUUCCUUCCUUUUGAAAAAAAAGCUCCAUAAAGGCUUUGAAAUUUCAUUUUCAGUGGUUGUAGUUAAGCUUAAGCUUAAGAUUAAAGUUUCACGGUUUUACCAAUUACUUUGCAUACCUUUGUUUCUAUUUUCAAUACUUCAAACUUCAAAGACGAACUGCAGUAGUGUCUGUGGUGCAAUGGUUAGGCUUAUCAACCAAUGUCACAUGCAGAGGAUGUGAGUCUGGUUCGGGGUUAUAUUGAUGGGGUUGUAACACAUUUACAAUUGCAGUAAAUUAAACGCAAGUGAACAUGUACAGCAAUGAUCGCUGUCCUUUAGAACAGAAAAGGUUAGGUUCACCCAGAGACAGUCAUUUUACCAAAGAUGUAUUUUAAAAACAUGUAACUGCUUGAGAGCAAGAAAUUUGUGAAGAUCAACUUUUAUUGUUACUAUGAUCGGAGGAUAAAGUAAUCAGAUAUUUCUAAUAAGUAGAUAGAUUAACUAAUUUAAUCAUGUGUAGCUAAUUUAGUUUUUUGUUGAGACCAGUUUCAUCACUUUAAAUGCAUCUAAGUUUUUAUGUUUUCUCCGUCAAUGUGUUAAAAAGACGUUUUUACAAAACUACAGAAAAAUUUCAUCUUCAGAGAAGACAAGUGGGAGCUUUAGUUCUAUGUACCUGUACCAUGCACACCUUAAUUGUCAGAAAAGGCUUCUUUUCUCUUUAGAUCUUGAGCAGUUCUCUCAUCCUACAGGACUUUACUUAGCUUUUUAUCAUUUAUUGUUGGUUGAACUUGAUAUUUUCCAAAGUGGAAUUAAUUUGUCUUAAUGAAAGAAAUUUACGUUGACGGAAAUAAAGGUUUAGUCUGCCACCCA